AUGGCAGCCGCUGGUCCCGGGAACCCAACUCCGGGUUCCCUGUACCAGGACGCGAUUGGGCGGCCGCCGCAGGACGGUUAUGGUGUCUAUGUGUACGCCAACUCUUUCUUUCGCUAUGAAGGAGACUGGAAAGGAGGGAAGAAGCAUGGUCACGGCAAAUUGUUGUUUAAAGACGGGAGUUACUACGAAGGCGAGUUUGUGGAUGGAGAAAUCACGGGGGAAGGAUGCCGUCACUGGGCUUUGUCAGAGAAUACCUACACCGGACAGUUCCUGCUGGGCGAGCCUCACGGCCACGGCAUCAUGCAGUACGGAGCUGGCGGGCACUAUGAAGGGGCGUUUUCCCAUGGCAUCAGAGAAGGACACGGGCUCCUGGUGGACCAGGCCGGACAGGUAUACCAGGGAUCAUUUCACAACCACAAGAAGCACGGACACGGGCAGAUGAUUUUCAAGAAUGGUGACCAGUAUGAAGGCAACUGGGUGCUGGAUCAGCGUCAGGGACAUGGGGUGCUUUGCUGUGCUGACGGCUCCACGUACGAGGGACAGUGGCACAGUGAUGUGUUCAGUGGCCAGGGCCGUAUGGCCCACUGCUCAGGGGUUGUGUACGAUGGGAUGUGGAUCAGCGGCCACCCAGUGGAACAGGCCACAAAGAUUGUCAUUUUGGGCCCAGAGGUGAUGAAUGUGGUCCAAGGAGCCGCCAUCACAUUGGAUGUCCAGCUGCUGCAGGAAGAUGGCAAGGUGGCCAAGGGUGAGGCAGGCCGCGUCCUGAGCGUGUCCGCGGCCGUCCGGUACGUGCAGCUCCCGGCCUACUCCAAGCUCAGCUUCUUCAGGGUGGACACACAGGACAGAGAGACGCCCAUCGCGACGCCAUUUGGAUUUGAGUGCAUCUCCUACCCUCUGUCAAGGCCUGGAUCUGGAGGGCCAGAGCUCAGGACAGCAGUGGACGGGGCUGGAGCUGACUCGCCACUCCCCACAGCUGCCGUGGAGCCAGCAUCAGCGUGGGGUGCCCUGCAGGGCAGAGGAGACAGCCCCUACGACCCACCGGGUGAGGGACAGGAGCCUCUGGGCUCCCAAUUCUGCCAAAAGGCAGAGCAAGGCUGUGCUGUGUUCUCCAACAUCCUGCUCGGCCCCCCUCCACCCUGGUACCACCCAGUCCCGUUUCUGGACAGCAACCAGAUGCUGGGUCCCAGACCAAGAGACAGCCUCAGCCCAGGGAAGACACCAGGCCCAGCUCAGAAGCUCCCAGGAGGCAGCAGCUUGCUGCCAAAGGCGCCCAGGCUGCAGGCGCAGAGCCAGCGAGGAGGCUCCCAGGAAAGAAGACAUUUGGUGGAGACGGAAAUGGGCCUGCACCUGGCCCGGGCUGCCGCAGCCCGUGCCGUCUGCAAUCGGGUGGCUCGUGGGGACGCCGGUGGCGGCUGUCAGCCCCAUGGCCUGAAGGGACAUCCAAAGCUACAGACCUGGCCACAGCAGGACCAAUGGCAACAGCUUAUCCAGGUAGGUGGGCAGAGCCUGCCCGGGAAUGGAGACAAGGGCACAGCUGCUGAGCAGGGCCAGCCUCCAGCUGCCAUCCACAACCGGAAGAGCUGCCUCCAUCUACCACUGCUCUCAGCAGAGCGGGACCCAGUGGAGAGUCCAGGGGGCAGUGGGACCCCACCCCAGAGCUGCAUGGAGGGAAGGCUGCCUGAGGAUGCGCGCCAGGCUGGCCCCUGCACCCCAGCCACGGCCCACGCCCAAUGGGCCGAGGAACAGGCCCCCCUGGCCAGCCCCGAGCCCGAUCCCCCAAGCCCCAUGGCUGUGACUGAAGGCACUGGCCCUGCCCAGCACAUUCCUCCAGACCCCAAGGCCCACUCACACCAGGGAUGCGGGCAGCCGCACACGGCCAAGUCAAAGGAUGACCUCGAGAUGAAGCACACGGUCUCUAGGCCUGGAGAGUACGUGAUCAUGGUUCAGGAUGUGACAUCUCCUCCGUUCUUGGGUCGCCUGCUGCCCACCGCCUUCCAGCACGUGCGGCUCUCGGCAAAGGCCACAAAUCAACCCAGCGCCCCUGGAGAGGGCCUGGAGACCCCGGGCUAG
Messenger RNA from Elephantulus edwardii (Cape elephant shrew), 2070 nucleotides. RefSeq names its product MORN repeat containing 1 (gene MORN1). Lineage: Eukaryota; Metazoa; Chordata; Mammalia; Macroscelidea; Macroscelididae. Bases 1 to 2070 code for a protein of 689 amino acids. The transcript has 17 exons. The record is from RefSeq and is a predicted model, not a curated record.